Messenger RNA from Ilex paraguariensis (yerba mate), 3261 nucleotides. NCBI's taxonomy places the organism in Eukaryota, Viridiplantae, Streptophyta, Magnoliopsida, Aquifoliales, Aquifoliaceae. The record is from the annotation of a GenBank genome assembly.
CUCACACAGUCACACACACUACCUAGACUCAACUACUGAGCAGUGAAAUAAAUGGAUCUGCUCUUCUCUGCAAGCUUUUAAUUGUUGUGAACUCAGUUCUGUCUCUCUGUCUCUCUUUUCCCUUUGUAUUUAAUCUUAUCUUCCCUGAUCUAUAUACCACUGCAUCUGUCCUCUGUUGAUCUUAUGUCAUAUCAGAACAUUUUCGGAUCCGUAGCCGUAUCGAACUCCGAUCGGGUGCUUUGCUUCUCACCGGAGAGAAGAUCAGUUUUGAGUGGAUUUUCUCUCUCUAAAACAGCAUCAUUUGAAGGAUCAGGGUUGUUUCUCUUUGGCAUUUCGAAGAAACACAAAUUACGACGAUUUUGAAUGAGUUGUUUUUCGAUUCGGUGAGGAAAUCGUUUAAAUUUGAGUGAUUUUUGAGCUCUCAACCAAAUGAAUCCAUUGUGCUGCAUUGCUCCGGUUUCGAUCGAGAAAGAUCAGAGCAAUAAUCCAGUGGUGCUGAGAUCACAGUCUCAGUGUCAGUGUCAGUUGGGGCUUGAAAAUUCUGUGACGAAAAAUGUGAGCUCUAACUCGAGACUGAGUUAUUCGGCUCAGGUUUCAUCUGUUACUGCUGAUUCGGAUGGGUUAAAGUUAACUUUGAAUCAUGAGAUCGAAGAUAAUGCUGUUGAAGGAAGAGAUUCUAAGGUUUACUGUGGAGAUGGAGGUGUUAGUGGGAGUGUAGCUGGUAUAUUGUAUAAAUGGGUGAAUUAUGGAAAGGGUUGGAGGUCGAGGUGGUUUGUGCUUGAAGAUGGAGUGCUUUCGUAUUACAAGGUUCACGGACCGGACAAGAUCGUGAUGAGUCCGGCGAGAGAGAAGGGUGUUAAGGUGAUCGGAGAGGAAUCUUUGAGAUAUUUGAUGAAAGCUAAUCGGAGUAAUAAUCGGAUUGGUGGGUCUACUAAGCGGUGGAAACCAUUUGGGGAGAUACAUUUGAAGGUUUCUUCAAUUCGGGGAAGCAAGUCAGAUGACAAAAGGCUAACCAUAUACACAGGAACAAAAACUCUUCAUUUGCGGUGUGUAUCUAGAGAGGACAGAGCUGCAUGGAUUGAUGCACUUCUAGCCGCAAAAGAUCGAUUCCCUAGAUUGUUGACAAGCAGUGAUUUUGGCCCGUCUGAAGAUAUUGUUGUCUCAACAGAGGAGCUACGAUUACGAUUAUCGCAAGAAGGUAUUGGUGGGGCUAUCAUAAAAGAUUGUGAGUCUAUUAUGCUACACGAAUUCUCUGAGCUGCAAAAUAAGUUGAAGGCUCUUCAACUUAAACACAUUCUGCUGCUGGACACACUGAGACAAUUAGAGACAGAGAAAAUUGAGCUGGAAACCACUGUAGUUGAUGAGACGAAGGAACGGGAUUCUUGUUGUGGACAAGCAGAUAGAAGAUUCAGUGAUUUCUAUUCCAUCAUGUCAGAGGGUAGUGCAAGUGAUUCUGAUGCAGAUAAUGAAAGUCGAUAUGGUGUAGAUGUUGAGACAGAUGAAGACAAUGGAAUGUAUUUUGACACGAAUGAUUUCUUGUCUUCUGACUCUCUGAGAAGUGCUUAUUGCAACAGAGAGAAUACGGGACAUACUUGUAGUUCUUUGGCAUAUGAUAAAGAUCCUUUCUUUUCUGGUCGUUUGCAAGAGGUCGGAAUGGAGAUAAAGGCUAUUAAAUAUCCAUAUAUCAAAAGAAGGGACAGUUUGCCAGAACCAAAAGAGAAAGAGAAGCCAGUUGGCUUAUGGUCAAUAAUCAAGGACAAUAUUGGAAAGGACCUAUCUGGUGUUUGUCUCCCUGUUUACUUUAAUGAGCCACUGUCUUCGUUGCAGAAAUGCUUUGAAGAUUUGGAGUACUCAUACUUGGUCGAUCGGGCAUUGGAAUGGGGAAAGCAGGGGAAUGAUUUGAUGAGAAUUCUAAACAUUGCAGCUUUCGCUGUGUCUGGUUAUGCAUCAACAGAAGGUCGGCAGUGCAAGCCCUUUAAUCCUCUUCUUGGAGAGACGUAUGAGGCUGACUAUCCGGAUAAGGGUCUACGUUUCUUCUCUGAAAAGGUGAGUCACCACCCAAUGAUUGUCGCUUGCCACUGUGAGGGUAGAGGCUGGAAAUUCUGGGCUGAUUCUAAUCUCAAAGGCAAGUUUUGGGGGCGCUCUAUUCAGCUUGAUCCUGUAGGUGUUCUUACCCUGCAGUUAGAAGAUGGUGAGACAUUUGAAUGGGGCAAGGUGACUACUUCCAUAUACAAUAUCAUACUUGGUAAAAUCUAUUGUGACCACUAUGGCACCAUGCGCAUUAGGGGCAGCGGCAAUUACUCUUGCAAGCUCAAGUUUAAAGAACAGUCUAUUAUAGACCGAAAUCCACACCAGGUUCAUGGGUUUGUACAAGACAAUAGAACUGGGCAAAAGGUAGCGAUGUUGUGGGGGAAAUGGGAUGAGGCCAUGUACUAUGUGUUGGGAGAUCCAACAACAAAGCCAAAGGGUUAUGAUCCAAUGACAGAAGCUGUAUUGCUGUGGGAAAGGGAUAAAUCUGUUCCCAAGACAAGAUAUAACCUCACAGCCUUCGCAAUAUCCUUGAAUGAAUUGACGCCUGGUUUAAUGGAGAAGCUGCCACCCACUGACUCAAGGCUGAGGCCAGAUCAGCGGCAUUUAGAGAAUGGGGAGUAUGAGCUGGCUAAUGCAGAGAAGCUCAGACUUGAACAGUUGCAGAGACAGGCAAGGAAGUUACAAGAAAGAGGCUGGCAACCACGAUGGUUCCGGAAGGACGAUGAUGGCUGUUACCGCUACGCGAGUGGGUACUGGGAAGCAAGAGAGAAAGUAAAGUGGGAAGGAAUUCCUGAUAUAUUUGGGCAGACAACUGAAUUGCCGCCUCCAGUAGAAGAGUAAGCUGUGACCCAACCUCCCCUACCUCUCUCCCUCCCUCCCUCAUAUUUGGUUUUAUUAAGGACUUGGUUAGGAACCACAAGCAUGAAUUUUGAUGUAGCUUUACCUUUUUAAAGUUACAUAGAAGCUCCUUGAAGGUGUCAUGCCUAGUGGUCUGUGGGUGCUAGUUUAAUUUACUAGCGUCAAGUAUGUUUGUCUGCUAGCAAAACUUCUGGGUGAUGGAUAAGAACUAAAGAAGGGUAGACCCCAUAAAUAGUCUUAUUUUUGGGAACAACCAUUGAAUUUUCUGCAAUGGGGGUGGGGGUGAGGGGUGCCAUCUAAUAAAACAUUAGAGAGGAACUUCUAUACAAUUGGCUCGACUUUGUAUUAGAGAAGAGUAGAUGAGUGGUCGUG